CAUCUUAUAAAAUACAAACACUUCGAAAACUUUACAAAACUUCAAAAUUGAUCGUGUAGUGAAUAAUAAAUAAUAUUUUGCAGAGUGAAGAAUUAUUCAUCGAGCAAGUUCUGCUAACUAAUAAAAUAAGAAUUCAUUAAAAAAUAUUUAAUUAAUUGAAAAAAGAAAGAAAAGAUAGUUAAUUCCAAAUAUACGAAAUGAAUGUCAUAAUUCGACUUCAAAAUCUACCAUGGUCAGCGAACGCAACUGAUAUUCGCAACUUCUUCAAAGGUCUCAUGAUUCCUGAAGGUGGUGUUCACAUCGUAGGUGGAGAGAACGGUGAUGCAUUUAUUGCUUUCAGCACUGAUGAAGAUGCCAGAUGUGCAAUGCAAUUAAAUGGCGGGAAAAUUAAAGAAGUUCAAGUAACUUUACUUUUAUCAUCGCGUUCUGAAAUGCAAAAAGUUAUUGAAAAAGCUCGCCAAGCUUCCAGUUCAUCAUUUUUGAAUAAAGUUGCUCCACAACAGCAAUCAACGGUGUUACCAGCAUCUGUGAUUGCAAAUCAAUUCGCUAAAAAGCAAUUGGAAAGUGGAGCUGCAGUUAUGACAUCUCAACAACCUCCAGUUAUGUCGCUUACAAAUCUUUUAACUCAUUCAAUGCAACAUCAGCAAACUCCACAAAUUCCUUCUUUAAAUCAAGUCCAACAAAUGAAUGUGAUGUCAGCAUAUAAAAAUGUUGCACCAACUGAUGUUAUGAAUUCGGGAGUUCCUCAAAAUGCUGCUGUUGCUGCUGCAGCUUAUGCUAGUUAUUAUGCAUCGUUAAUGGAUCCAAAUUCAGCAAACUAUUUGAAUUCAAUGACUUCUGGUUUAAAUACAAAAUUGUCUGAUCCCAAAUCAAAUCUUCCACCAUCAUUAAUGCCCGCAUCAUACAAUAAAGACCCACGAAGUCAAAGAGGAAACUCGAGAGAGAGAAAUACAUUUCGAAGUCGACAUCGUAGUCGAAGUAAUGAAAGAAAUUCUUCAAUACGCUCUCGUUCAAGUUCACGCGAACGUUACAAUGACAGUGAGAAAGAAGGACGUGAUGGAUUUCGUCGACGAUCACGAUUCAGUGCUGUUGAGUCUCGACAAGAUACGUCAAACAUUGCUGCCUUUCCACCGAACAUAAAUCAUUCAUUAUCAUCUGCUAACAGUUAUGCAGUUCCACCACCAACUGCCACAAAUUCUAUUUGGGAAAAUCCACCACCACAACUUUUUACAAAUGACAGAAAUAUUCAACUUCAACAACAACAACAACAACAGCAGCAGACAAUUCAAAACUCUUAUCAAAUGUUUAAUAAUGGAAAUUCAAUGCAACUUCCACCAACACGAAAUUAUCAAACGGAAAAUCGAAUCGAUGCAAUUCCAUCAUCAUCAUCUCUUGGGAAUAUUGGAACAUGUGUAAAAGUUGCAAAUGUUGACAACGAGACAUAUUAUGGUGACUUGAGAAAGUUUUUCAAUGGCUUACCGAUUGGAAAUAACGACAUUAAAUUUCUUACUGACAGUGGAAAUAAUCGAACUGGAGUUGUUCUUAUUAGAUUUCUUUCUUCCGAUUCAAAGAAGAAAGCAUUGACGAAGACAAUGUGGCAAUUGAAAAGUACGCAAGUGAUCAUCACUUCAAUAUCUGAGGAAGAUUUUGAAAGUGGGUUGAGCAAUUCUCUUAAUAAAAAUCGUCAACAAAAUGCUGUUCAUAACAACUUCCAGAACGAUGAUCGUUCUGAUACAAGAAAUGAAAGAUAUCGAGAUCGAAGUGACAGUCGAGAACGUGACAAUCGUGGAUUCAAUCAUCGUGGAAAUGAUCGAUAUGGGAAUAAUCGUUCAUAUAACAACAAUAAUAACAAUAAUCGCGAUCGAGGUAACAAUGGUGGAAAUUACCGACGCGAUCAAAAUGAAAGAUCAAAUUAUAGAACCGGAAAUAGAAAUGAUAAUCCAAUAGAGAAGGAAAUUCAGUAUGAACCUGACGAGAAUUUCACUGUUUUGAUAGUUGACGAUAUUCCUCGAACAUCAAGUGAACCUGACAUUUGGGAAGCUUUUCCGAACAUUGUCGGCAUCGUCAUUGAUCGUUACAAAGCUUAUGUGAAGUUCAAUUCACAUGAAGCAGCAAAAGUUACGUUGGAGAAUCGAUACAUUCAUUACAUUCGUAACAAGCGAGUGUUCUUAGAAGCGGGAUCAGAAGCACAAUACAAUGAGUUGGUGAAGAAAUUUGGAAAAUAUGACAACAACAGCAGUGAACAGAAUGAAGAGACGAGUGAUCCAGUUAACAGUGAUCAAAUGAACGAUGACACAAAUCAUUCAAGUAAUAGCAAUUCACGUGACAGCAUGAGAAGCCGCGAUCAACAUAAAACUUCCAAUGUUGAAUCACGCGAUCCAAGACAAAGAAAUUUCAACAAUGAACGAUUUGGUGGCAACAACAGUGGACCACAAAAUAUGAUAAAAACUGACUGUAUUAUAAUGAAAAAUAUGGAAACAAACACAACAAUUGCUGAAGUCGAAAGCUUUUUCAAUGAUAUUGGAAUUUAUAAAAUGCGGGUUCAUAUUCUGCUCGAUAAGAAAGGUCAACCAUGUGGCGAUUGUUUUGUUGAGUUCAAAUAUCCAAACGAUUCUAAUCGAGCUCUUUCGAAAAACAAUCAAAUGUUAAAAGAAAGGCGAGUGACAAUUAUGUUAAUUCCACGUGAGCAGGUCGAUGCCGUUUUAAGUUCUUUCGGUGGCGAUGAUUCGAUGCGUCAAAAUCAACAACAAAAUCGUCCAAAUCGAAAUGAUUGGGCACCACCACCAGACUUUGGAAGUCCAGGAUGUGUCGUCAUGUUGUCUAAUCUUUGCUAUAAGGCAACGAUUGAAGAUCUUCUAGACGAGUUUCGUGAAUUCGAUCUCCAUCAAGAUCAAAUCAUCAGACGUUACAAUGAUAUGGGACAACCAACAGGAAAUGCUUGCAUUAAUUUCAAUUCACCUCAAGACGCUGAAUUGGCUUGUGAAAAACAUCACAGCGUUAAAAUUUUAAAUCGACAAAUGUGGAUGAAGAGAAUUUAA
Molecule: messenger RNA, 3038 nt
Organism: Clunio marinus
Lineage: Eukaryota; Metazoa; Arthropoda; Insecta; Diptera; Chironomidae
Source: the annotation of a GenBank genome assembly